Dacryopinax primogenitus is the source of this 327-nucleotide messenger RNA. RefSeq lists its product as uncharacterized. NCBI's taxonomy places the organism in Eukaryota, Fungi, Basidiomycota, Dacrymycetes, Dacrymycetales, Dacrymycetaceae. The transcript has 2 exons. The record is from RefSeq and is a predicted model, not a curated record. The coding region runs from base 1 to 327 and encodes 108 amino acids.
AUGCAGAAGGAGACACAAGCUGGAUUAGAACAUGAUAAAACACUUGAUAUCCAUAUGGACAUGAAUGCCCCUAUCAUCAUCAUACCUGAACAUAUCAUGGCUAAACAAUGUGCACAUAUGAUUUUGGAUGCUGGCCACAUUGCAAUCCAAAGUGGUCUCAUAGAAAAGAGCACACUAGCAGAAAUUGAUGCGAAAUGUUCUCAGCAAUACAGCAAAGAAGAUUAUAAACAGCUACAGUCCCAUAUGUACGAUUUUUUUUUCUUGAAGCUCCAAUCCACCCACCUCCUGAUUGGCCUCAAUCUAUUCUCAUGCAUGUCAGCACUUUGA